CAACGGCCAAGUCACACAAAAUUGACUAUAAUAAUAAAGAAAUCGCAGUAAGGGGCCUCAGACUUGGCACGACUUUGUCUAGAUUUAAUUACUUUUCAGAGAUAAACAAGCAGCUCCAUCGAGACUUAGCUAGUUUUUUACAGAAUGUUUUUGGUGGGAUGGUAAUUACCAGAUUUAACUUCAAUAGGUAUAACCGACUAUACUGGAAGUUGAAAUCCUAUCAGUGUUUCGACAUUUUAAAGAACUGACAGCUGACAAUGACUUCUGACAGAGUACCUCAUUUGGAAUUUAAAGAAGUUUGUAAAAGGGAAAGAAAACAAAAAGCCGGAAACCCAAAUACAAAGUAUUGAGGAGAAUUGAGAUUAAUUUGCCUACUAGCCUAAUAAUAAAGAAUUUUACGCAAGAAAUUAUUUAUUUUAAUGUAUUAAAAUGAUAAAACUGAGACUAUUCCUUAGCUGUAUUGCUUUUUUGAGUCCUAUUCUUCACAUAAAGGGAGAUGAUUUCAAAGAAGAAAUGUUUAUCAAACCAAUCCCACCCUCUCACCUUUAUGUUUACUUCCAAUUCUUAACAGUGGCAAAUGGAGAAGAAUCGUUUGAACAUUCUCACCUUGCACCACGUUCCUUGGGAGAAAUUGUGUCAAGAUAUCAAGUGGAAGAGCUACAUUUGACGUUAACUGAAGGACAAUGGAAGCACAAUGAAUGGGGUUACCCUGUAUUGGAUGCUGCCCCUGGUGCAGAACUGUAUGUGUGGUUCUCCCCUGAAGUUGUUGAUGUUGAUACUCAAUGGAAGAAGUUGAGCUCAACGUUAUCAGGGCUUUUUUGUGCAUCAUUAAAUUUUAUUGAAAAUAUGAAUACCAUUUCACCCAAAAUGGCCCUAUGGCCAGCAGGGGUGACUGGUAAAUCAAAUCACAACAUUACUUCGCAACUAAGGUAUGCAUCAUUGCCCAGAGAAAUUGUAUGCACUGAGAAUUUAACUCCUUGGAAAAAGCUACUGCCAUGUGGAUCUAGUCAUGGUUUUUCAUCCCUUCUCAACUCGAGAAUGAUUCAUAAUACAAACUAUCAUUCCAUUGGUGUUCAUGUGAGAAGAAUGUGCGCUGACAGUAGUUGCGUAGAGACUAAUUUAGAAAUAAAACAGACUGUAGCACUUGUAUAUGAUUUUAAAAUUAUCAAAAGUAUGGAUUGGUCAAUUAGAAAGUUGUUUGGCCAAGGAUUGCCAGGAGCCUGUCCACUUUCAUCGUCUAGUAAAAUCUAUGUUGAUACUACUUCCAAUAAUUCAUACCCAUUUAAACUGCAUCCUGAGCCAAAUAGUAUCAUGUUAUCACAUAGGGGUGGCAGUGAACUAGAAUUGGCAGUAUACGAUAUCAACCAUUCCAAUAUGAUGAAUGUUAGAGCAUCAUAUGAAGAAAAUAAUGAAAUAUUUGUUAAAAUUCCCCCACCUCUAACUUUCAACCGAUAUGUUCUGGGAUAUGGAAAAGAAUUUGGUGGAAUAGUUACUGAGUUAUCUAAUAACUAUUGGGCACCUAUUGAUGUUGUGCUAUUAGAAAAUGCACCUUGGUGGCUACCAAUUCAGCUUAGUACAUUAAGAAUUAAUGGUGAGGCAGAUAGUAAAUUAAUAAUGUCAAAAUAUUAUUCUCCUGGAAGAAACAGGCAAAAACCAUACCAUCUUGAACUAUUAAUUAAAUUGCCACCAAAAACAACAACUACGGUAACUAUAGAUUUUGAAUUUGUCUAUCUCAAAUGGCAAGAAUACCCACCUGAUGCAAAUCAUGGAUUCUAUAUAGGAUCUGCAUUAAUAUCUGCUAAUCUACCAACUGCAAAAAAUUACACCAGCCUUCCAAUUACUGGCAGUACAUUUGACUCCAUCAUAAAUGCAUCAAAGCCAUGGUAUCCCAUAGUUUUCCGGACGAAUGGGGCUAUAGUAUCCUUGCCCACACCUGACUUCAGUAUGCCAUAUAAUGUUAUUUGCCUUGCUUGUACUGUCGUAGCUUUAGCUUUUGGACCUCUUAACAAUAUUUGUACCAAAGAAGUAGUCUUAAAAUUAACUGGUGCCCCUGUUUCUUUAAAGCAGAAAAUAUUUAAUAUUUUUAAGAAAAAGAAAGACUAGUCAUUCUAUUAAAUGAUAAAUCAUUUAAAAC
This is a messenger RNA of Pararge aegeria (speckled wood butterfly), 2134 nucleotides long. RefSeq names its product GPI transamidase component PIG-T (gene PIG-T). The coding region runs from base 430 to 2103 and encodes 557 amino acids. Gene Ontology annotation, biological process: attachment of GPI anchor to protein. NCBI's taxonomy places the organism in Eukaryota, Metazoa, Arthropoda, Insecta, Lepidoptera, Nymphalidae. The transcript is spliced from 3 exons. The record is from RefSeq and is a predicted model, not a curated record. Gene Ontology annotation, cellular component: GPI-anchor transamidase complex.